GAAAAUAAGGGAACCGCGGGAGGGGAUUGCGCACCAAAAAACCAUCGCCAUUGCUGUGUUCUUCGUCCGCUCCAAAUCCCAUUUGCAUGGCGAAUAAUUAGUACAAACAGAAACGCAGGAAGAAAAGAAGGCGGCAGAAGAAUCAGAGAAACUCUUCUAAUUGUCGCCGGUUCAAUUCCAUUAAAGCCCGGAUUCUGAAUCAUCGUAAAGGCGCGACCUAUGCUUGACGUUUCCCGCGGACAAUUUCUGAUCUCCCUGCGUACCCUUUUCCAUAAUCACCCAUUGUUACACCUGUAAAGGUCGGUUCUUUGGUUCUCUUGGAUAGCACCGAUCUUGAACAUUGCUUUGAUUCUCUUGGAAUUGCGUGUGGGGGGUAUGAAUAUGAUCAAUUCUCCAUGAUUAUGGAGCGAUGAAAAAGAUUGAUUCUUUGUGUGGUUGUUACAUGCUUUGUCCUUAUCGUGUCGUGCCCUUUUAUGGAUUUCCCAUUAAAAAAUUCACAAUAUGGGAUCUGUCUGGUUGUGGCUGCUUGGAAUUUCCUAUGCUCGUCUCCGUCUGUUGCCUUUCAUCUGGAUGGAAUUUGGAGGUUAAAAUUCUAGCUAGAGAACUUUGUGGGGCCCACACAAUCUAUGGCUUCCGGAUUGAAAUUGGGUCAACUGGUUCAUUAGGCCAUUAGUCUUCAUGUCACAUUUUGGCUUGUGAACCGCAAUGCUGCUAUGGGUUCUUCUCUUGAUGUUUUUUCUUUGUCAAUGGCUGCUCUGUUUACAAAUUGGCAGUGUUGAGCAGUGAUGGAGAACGUAUCAGAGAGGGCAUUGUUGAAGCAUCUGCAGAAGGAGCAAGAGAGGGAGAGGCGGCGGAUAAGAGACAGGCAGCGGAGGCAGUCGAUGAGCGCUGAAGAGAGGGAGAGGCAUCUAGCUAGGCGGCGGAGGAACUACCAGCUGCGGAGGCAAAGAGCUGAGAAUGCUAGGCUUGAGCUUCAGCUCAAUCAACAAGCCACGGCGGCUCUAGCAGCAGCUAGUGGUGGUGGUGGAGGAGGAGGAGACAUUGCCAGGGUUGUUGAACACCAACAACAACAUCAGCAGCAGCAACAACAGAUUUUGUUGUCUGUUCCUGAAGCUAGUAAUAGUGCUCAUUUCAAUGGCUUGGCUUCAAAUGACAUUGUUGUUGAUCCAAUGCAGGACAGCUUCAAAGCAGCAUAUGCAAAUCCUGUUGCUUUGGAAGUUGCAGCUCAUGAAUUGGCCAAACUUCCCAAACAGCCAAGAAUAAAGCACAUAAAGCAACUUGCAAGGUCUCUACCUCGUGGUCACCAUGGGAAUGAUAACAACAGAAUUGCAAUCGACCUACUAAUCAAGACCAAUCCAGCACUCAGUUGUCUGCUGCAGCAAAAGGGUAUCAGAUUCACUCGUCUCAAGAGGAUCGCGAGGUCCUUACAUUCUGAUGCAAAGAAGAAAGCUGGAGAUCAGCUGCAAAACAAAACAGUAGAACACAAUCAGCCUGAAGUUCCUCAUCCAGACAAUGUCAGACAAGAAGAACCUUGAAUAUCAAGUAAAGGGCAACUCCUUUUACUCAGCCGUGUCUUCAGGGAACAUUUUACACCAAGAAGUUCUGAUUAGAAACAUAUGCCAAGGUUAUUUUUUUCUUUUUUUUACCUAGUUUCUUCAAUCCUUUUAAAUUUUGGACAUAUUCUGAGUUUAAACCUUUUGUUCUGCAGAAUUUUGCAGGAAACUGAAGAGAAAGCAUGGAUAAGUUUUUUUUGUUAGGAAAUUGAAAUGUAGGGAUUGGGUAGUCAAUAACUUUUUUUACGAGCA
This is a messenger RNA of Linum trigynum, 1805 nucleotides long. NCBI's taxonomy places the organism in Eukaryota, Viridiplantae, Streptophyta, Magnoliopsida, Malpighiales, Linaceae. The record is from the annotation of a GenBank genome assembly.